GGCUUCAAAUUUUUGUUGCGGCGAACCAACAACCACGAACGAACGCACUGACCUGAACUUUCUUUCUUCCUCAACCACGACCCACAACCUUAACCCCACCAACCUUCAACCUUCAGCCACGACCACAGACAACACAUAUCCAGAUCGUUGCUGAUUGACUCAUUCCAAGACCCAUCCUCUUCCAGUUGAGUAGAGAAUACAAAGACAAGUCUAUGGCCCCGACAGCUUCGCCGCCCAAAGUCCCGCCAGUGAAUUCUAAGCCCAGUCAAUGCGCACCGCGCUUCCUCCAAAUGACAGCCGAUCCCGUUAUUAUGGAGACCCCACCGACCCCGAGUGCGCCUCGCCAGAGCCAGCACUCUGAAAUCGCCAAAGCGGUGAUGGCUGCUCCGGCCGUGACCAUGUCCAGGACCAAGUCGACGUCUUCGAACAAGGAGGGCGCUGACUUCCUCGCUCCGCCGGAUCUCUAUCCCAUUCUGAGCGAUACUCCACUCGCGACCGCGCCGAAUUCCCCGAGGAUUCGUGCUACGACGAUCGAUGUUCCAGGUCUCACUAAGAGUAAGGUUUCCCCAGACGGCCGCAUCGCAAAUCGUGAUCUCGGAUCGAAGCUGGUUAUCGUCAUGGUGGGACUUCCGGCUCGUGGAAAGUCAUACGUCACCAAGAAGCUCGAGAGAUACUUGAACUGGCUCCAGCAUGAUACCCGUAUCUUCAACGUUGGAAACCGCCGUCGUGUGGCUGCCGGUGUGGUCGAAGGUCCUGCAAAGGCUGCUAACGGACAUCCCCCGCCCGUCCAAGGAACCGGUCUGCUUUCGUCGUCGUUUGCUCAGCUGGACAUCGACGGUAUUGCCUCCGCGGGCCCUACCCACAGGAGAACCUCGUCAACGGGAGACAUCGCUGGAAGCAUGGACCAGACGGCCGAAUUCUUCGAUCCCAAAAACACGGCGGCGUCCGAGCUCCGUGAACAGGUCGCGUUGGAGACUCUCGACGAGCUGCUCCAUUACAUUUUGUAUGAGGGUGGCUCCGUUGGUAUCUUGGAUGCGACCAACUCAACUCUGAAGCGUCGCAAGGCGGUGUUGGAUCGGAUUCGUCAGGUCGCCGGCAAGGAAAUUGGUGUCGUUUUCUUGGAGUCGGAAUGCACAGACGAAAAGCUCCUGGAGGCAAACAUGCGUCUCAAGUUGCAGGGUCCUGACUAUAAAGACUCCGAUCCGGUACAGGCCUUGGCGGACUUCAAGCGUCGUGUUAAAAUGUACGAAACGACCUAUGUAUCGCUAGGUGAUUUUGAGGAGAAGCUCGGAAUGCAGUAUAUCAAGAUGAUCGAUGUGGGACGCAAAGUCGUCACCCACCAAAUCCGAGGCUUUCUGGCUGCACAGACUGUCUAUUUUCUUCUCAACUUCCACCUGUCACCUAGGCAGAUUUGGAUCACUCGCCACGGCGAGUCGGAGGACAACGUCGCCGGCAAGAUCGGCGGCGAUGCAUCACUGAGUCCGGAAGGCAAACGAUAUGCCAAAGCUCUCGCGAGCUUCGUCGCGUAUCAGAAAAAACAUUUCCACGAGCGGCUUCUGCAGAAGCACUCGACAUCUCACCUGCCGCCGCACAUGGGCGAUACGACCCCGCCGAAUCCCCAGUACCGGAAUACGUACCAGGAGGACGACGAGGGCCAGCCCCUCGAGAAGAAUUUCUGCGUCUGGACGAGCAUGCUUAAGAGGUCUAUCGAGACGGCCGAGUACUUCGACGAGGAGGAAUACGACAUCAAGCAGAUGCGUAUGUUGAACGAGCUGAACGCCGGAAACGCCGAGGGGCUCACAUAUGACGAGAUCCGCGCGCAGUGGCCGGACCAGUAUGCCGCUCGCAAGAGAGACAAGCUGAGAUACCGAUACCCUGGCGCCGGAGGAGAGAGCUAUCUCGACGUCAUCAACCGGCUGCGCGCCGUCAUCGUCGAAGUCGAGAGGAUGCAGGACCAUGUCUUGCUCGUCGCUCACCGAGUCGUGGCUCGUGUGUUGCUCGCAUACUUUCUUGGCCUCCGCCGCGAGGAUGUCGCUAGUCUCGAUGUCCCAUUGGGAACUCUUUACAUGCUCGAACCGAAACCGUACGGAGUAGACUUCAAGGUGUACGUCUACAACAGCCAGACGCAGUGGUUCGACUACAAGGAGGACUACAAGCUCAAGAACGAUGAGCAGAAGGACGUGGUCAUUGGUCGCUAGCCUUUUCAUCUGUUCGUUUCCGGUUGAUUUUUUUCGUUUUCUUUUGCGCGCGAUGG
This is a messenger RNA of Tricharina praecox, 2254 nucleotides long. RefSeq lists its product as uncharacterized. The coding region runs from base 213 to 2198 and encodes 661 amino acids. Gene Ontology annotation, molecular function: 6-phosphofructo-2-kinase activity; ATP binding. The record is from RefSeq and is a predicted model, not a curated record. Gene Ontology annotation, cellular component: cytosol. Gene Ontology annotation, biological process: fructose 2,6-bisphosphate metabolic process; fructose metabolic process. Lineage: Eukaryota; Fungi; Ascomycota; Pezizomycetes; Pezizales; Pyronemataceae. The transcript is spliced from 8 exons.